AUGACUUUGCCAGAGGGCUCUCAAAAUUAUCUCGCAAGACUGGAUAAACAUAGGCGUUCGGAUCGUGUUACUUAUAUUUCGAGUAACUACGGACAGCCAAAGCAGGGGAAUCAGACGACUGAGUACGACGAAGAGGAGGAGAUUUCGCAUAUCCCGAUCAGUUAUGAGACCAAGCCAUCCACAUUCACGCGCCCGCACGCUGCUAACCAUAGCACGCGAGCGUCCGCCGAACCGGGCACCGGUCCUCCCCCGGCGGCCAAGAAACCAAGCCCGAAAAGAUACACGCAACGGAUCUCCAAAGCUGCGCGGAGACUGGUGCCCGACCACCGCCGGGCGCCUUCCGGCCCGGCAGCGAGCCCGACGGCCGGAACGCUUCCGCUGGCUUUCAGUAAACACAAGAAGCUCUUCCACGCGGCCCAAGCUGACACUCGCAAUAAGCCUGCAAACCCGUGCCCGGAUUACAAAUCUUCGCUGUAUCCGGGCGAUUCGAAUUAUCCAACUAAUUAUAGCUUCUAUCAUCGCAGAGUGAAUCCGCAAGUCCAUCCGAAAUAUUGA
Puccinia triticina is the source of this 555-nucleotide messenger RNA. RefSeq lists its product as uncharacterized. The record is from RefSeq and is a predicted model, not a curated record. The coding region runs from base 1 to 555 and encodes 184 amino acids. The transcript has 2 exons. NCBI's taxonomy places the organism in Eukaryota, Fungi, Basidiomycota, Pucciniomycetes, Pucciniales, Pucciniaceae.